Tyto alba (common barn owl) is the source of this 3824-nucleotide messenger RNA. It is a transcript of the gene GRM2, whose product is annotated as glutamate metabotropic receptor 2. Gene Ontology annotation, cellular component: membrane. Gene Ontology annotation, biological process: regulation of synaptic transmission, glutamatergic; G protein-coupled glutamate receptor signaling pathway. The record is from RefSeq and is a predicted model, not a curated record. NCBI's taxonomy places the organism in Eukaryota, Metazoa, Chordata, Aves, Strigiformes, Tytonidae. Gene Ontology annotation, molecular function: group II metabotropic glutamate receptor activity. The transcript has 6 exons. Bases 272 to 2881 code for a protein of 869 amino acids.
AGUGUCAGAGGCGGCGGCGGGAGGCGGCGGCAGCCGCAGCUCCGAGGCAGCCGCCGCACCGGCUCCCGGCACCGGCACCGGCUCCCGGCACAGCCUGCCGGGCCCAGGUGCCGAGGGCUCUGCCGGGGCAGUGCGACCCCCCCGCCCCGUCCCGCUGACACCACGCCGCGCCCCCCCCCCCGCCACCCGAUGCCUGGGGACCGCCUGCCCUCGCCUUGACGGGUGGCAGCGGGUGACACGGGGUGGCGCGGGUGCCCCGCCAGCGCACCCCAUGGCGGUCCCCUUGGCCGCCUGGCUCUGGCUGAUGCGCCUGGUCGCCUGCCUGGCCGCCGGGCACGGCACGGCUGGCAAAAAGGAGAUCAGCAUGGACGGGGACCUGGUGAUCGGGGGCCUCUUCCCUGUCCAUGAGAAAGGAGUGGGGAGCGAAGACUGUGGAAAAAUCAAUGAGCACCGGGGCAUCCAGCGCCUGGAGGCCAUGCUCUUCGCCCUGGACGAGAUCAACAAGGACGGGAGCAUCCUGCCGGGGGUGAGGCUGGGCGCCCACAUUCUCGACACGUGCUCCAAGGACACCUAUGCCCUCGAGCAGUCCCUCGACUUUGUCCGCGCCUCCCUCACCAGGGUGGACGGCUCUGAGCACAUCUGCCCCGACGGCUCCUAUGCCGUCCACGACGAUGUGCCCACCGCCAUCACCGGCGUCAUCGGGGGCUCCUACAGUGAUGUUUCCAUCCAGGUGGCCAACCUGCUGCGGCUCUUCCAGAUCCCGCAGAUCAGCUAUGCCUCCACCAGCGCCAAGCUCAGCGACAAGUCCCGCUACGACUACUUCGCCCGCACUGUCCCGCCAGACUUCUACCAAGCCAAAGCCAUGGCAGAGAUCCUCCGCUUUUUCAACUGGACCUACGUCUCCACUGUCGCCUCGGAGGGUGACUACGGGGAGACGGGGAUCGAGGCCUUUGAGCAAGAAGCCCGCAUGCGCAACAUCUGCAUCGCCACCUCGGAGAAGGUGGGGCGCUCCAUGAACAAGAAGACCUACGAUGGGGUGGUCCGGGCUCUGCUGCAGAAGCCCAAUGCCAGAGUGGUCGUGUUGUUCACGCGAAGCGAAGAUGCCCGGGAGCUUCUGGCAGCUGCCCAGCGAGCCAACGUGUCCUUCACGUGGGUGGCCAGUGAUGGGUGGGGAGCCCUGGAGAGCGUGGUGGCUGGGAGCGAAGCGGUGGCAGAGGGAGCCAUCACCAUUGAGCUGGCAGCCUACCCCAUUAAGGAGUUUGCUGCCUAUUUCCUCAAUCUCAACCCCUACAAUAACAGCCGAAAUCCCUGGUUUCGGGAGUUUUGGGAGCAGAAGUUCAAGUGUAGCUUCCACACGCAGGACUGUAGCCGGUACUCCCUCAAGACAGGCAAGUUUGAGCCAGAGUCCAAGAUCACGUUUGUGGUCAAUGCGGUCUAUGCCAUGGCUCACUCUCUCCACAACAUGCACCGGGCGCUGUGCCCCAACUCCACCAGGCUCUGCGAUGCCAUGAAGCCCGUCAAUGGCAAGAGGUUCUACAAGGACUUUAUGCUCAAUGUUAAUUUUGACGCUCCGUUCAGGCCAGCAGACACCAAGAGUGUCGUUCGAUUUGAUCGCUACGGCGAUGGGAUCGGGCGCUACAACAUCUUCAACUAUCACCACGUGGACGGGCGGUAUCGGUACCAGAAGGUGGGCUACUGGGCUGAGGGGCUCAGCCUCAACACCAGCCUCAUCUCGUGGGCUGAGACCUCCAUCCCCGUGUCCCAGUGCAGCGACCCUUGCAAGAAGAAUGAGAUAAAGAGCAUGCAGCCCGGAGACAUAUGCUGCUGGAUCUGCAUCCCCUGCCAGCCUUACGAGUACUUGCUGGAUGAGUUCACCUGCAUGGACUGUGGUCUCGGUUACUGGCCCAACGAGACACUGAAUGGCUGCUACGAGUUGCCCCAAGAGUACAUCCGCUGGAAAGAUGUCUGGGCCAUUGGUCCCGUCACUAUCUCUUGCCUGGGUUUUAUCUCCACCCUCUUUGUUUUCGGAGUCUUCAUGAAGAACAAUGACACCCCCAUCGUGAAGGCCUCUGGCCGGGAGCUCUGUUACAUUCUCCUGACCGGGGUCCUCAUGUGCUACAGCAUGACCUUCAUCUUCAUCGCGAAGCCCUCCACUGAGGUGUGCACGCUGCGGCGUCUGGGGCUGGGAACGUCAUUUGCCGUCUGCUAUUCGGCCCUCUUGACCAAGACAAAUCGCAUCGCCAGGAUCUUCAGUGGGGUGAAAGAGGGGGUCCAGCGCCCCCGGUUCAUAAGCCCCACAUCACAGGUGGUCAUCUGCAUGGCCCUCAUCUCGUGCCAGCUGAUCAUCGUCAUCAUCUGGCUGCUGGUAGAGACCCCCGGCACAGGCAAGGAGACCGAGCCUGACAAGAGGUACAUCGUCACCCUCAAGUGCAACAACCGUGACUCCAACAUGCUCAUUUCGCUCACCUACAAUGUCCUCUUGAUUGUCCUCUGCACGGUCUAUGCCUUCAAGACACGGAAAUGCCCUGAAAACUUCAACGAGGCCAAGUUCAUUGGGUUCACCAUGUAUACAACCUGUAUCAUCUGGCUGGCCUUCCUGCCCAUCUUCUACGUGACCUCCAGUGACUACCGAGUCCAGACCACCACCAUGUGCAUCUCGGUGAGCCUCAGCGGCACCGUGGUCCUCGGCUGCCUCUUCACCCCCAAGCUCCACAUCAUACUCUUCCAGCCACAGAAGAACGUGGCCAGCCACCGUGUCGGCACCGCUCGGUUCAGCGUGGCGGCCGCCAGCUCCAGCCAGUCCCACGGCUCGGCCUCGCAGUACGUGCCCACGGUGUGCAACGGUCGCGAGGUGGUGGACUCCACGACAUCAUCCUUGUGAAGGACGGGGCUGGGAGAGGGGGGGCCAUGGUGCUGCUGCUCCUGCCUGCGGCCACCCCGCAUCCCGGCUCCCUCCCCAGGGAAAGCAGUGCCCACGGCCUGGCCCACUCGGGUGCCUGAGGCAGCUGGGAAGCUCAGCCCCAGCCCCCCCCCCCACCCCCCGCACGAGCUACACAUCCCACGCGUUGGGUCACGGUCUGUGUCACCCUUCCCUUGCACUGAGCCACGUUACACAGCCCCUGUCCCCUGCACUGAGCCAUGGUGAACAUCCCCCCCCCACACACCCUGCACUGAGCCAUGGUGAAAGUCCCCCCCCCCCUUCAACUGAGCCGUGGUGUACAUCCUGCCCCCCCAACACUGAGCCAUGGUGCAUGUGUGUCCCCCCUCCCUCCCCAUCCCUCGCACUGAGCUGUAGUGCAAUGCCUCCAGUCCCUGCACCGAACUGUGGUGCAAGCCCCCCACCUUGUCCCUUGCACUGAGCCCUGGGGCAAAAUCCAGCCCCCCCACACACCCCACCUUCACCCAGCCCUGGUGCACAACCUGACUCCUCCUCACCCACUUCGCUUGCACCGAGCCACGCUGCACCUCCCGCUCCCUCCACGCCGAGCCCUGUGCCCCCACACCCUGCCCUCACCCAUCGCCCACCCUGCUUUCCCAAUGCAGGGCCUUUCCCGACCCCCCCCUCCCCGUGUCACCCUCCCUGCAGCGCUUUGCAGUUUUACCUUUUCCUCCUCAUUUUUGGCGCCAGGAAAGCUGCCGAAUGCUGCCGGGCUGGGCCCAAGCCCCCUCCAUCCCUCCCCGCGCUGGGUGUAGCGCUGCUCACCCCUUUGUGGGAGAUGGGGCAGGAGAGGGGGCAAACACUGGCUGCUCCCCCGGCCCCUGCAGAGCCCAGGGUGGGUCUGGCAGGGGCUGAGGGCAAGUAACAGGACCAGGUAUUUAAGCCC